UCUAUUAUUUUGUUUCUAGCGCGAAGCGCUAUGCUGUUUGUUUAUUUUCAUUCAUCAUUUCGUUUUGAUGUUGAGAGGAGUUGUUUUUAUUAUUAUAUUCGUUAAAAAAUAAAAGAAAUCCCUAAGUUGAAAUGCAGAGUGCUUCUGAUUUAAUAUCUUCAUGGUUCAAAGACGAUUCUUACGCGGAUGAUGAGAAAGAUUUCCAAAUAAUCGAGCAGUUUGUACAAAACGUUGAAGAUUUUAGCUCUCAGUAUGGAAGUGAAAUAAGUGUGUCAUAUACAGCAUUCAAUCUUCGAGGCCCGCCUUCGAAUUUUCCAGAUUAUGGAGACUAUCCACAAGCCUUUGUUAUGAGAACUUAUGGUACCUGGUGGGAUGAAGCACCGUCAGUUCAAAAAGACUAUAUGCCGCAAAAUAGCAGCAUUAUACCAAGUCAAGAUUUUGUAGAAGUGUCAUUUGAGAGAGCAGUAUAUCCACUAGAAGUGGCAGUAUUUGAAACUUAUAAUCCUGGUGCUCUGGUUAGGAUAUGGGCUUUGGGGCCGACAUCAUGGAUGUUACUAUGGGAAGGGGAACCAGAAUAUGCUGGUGAUACAACUAGAAUUUUCAGCCCACCAAUUAGAGAAAUAAAUUUUCCUACAAGGAUAUUAAGACUGGAAUUUAAUCAUAGGCUUCUUCCAUACUACACUGAAUUAGAUGCAGUUCUGUUGAGAGGUAAAGAGCCGCCAAAUUUAGUCAAAAUGAAGAAUAACUUUGCAUAUAAUACGCUGUUCUAUAAGAAAACUCAACCAGCUAUAGAAAAAGGUUCGCUUCUCAACAGAGUCAUAGCUUCAAACUUGCAUGAAAAUGUUCUGAAUCGAUCAGUUUUGUCUCAAAAUGAUAAACUUAUAGACAGGGGUCCGCCUCUGGGUGAUUUCCAACGAUUGCCAGAUGAAACUAUACUAUCAGUGAUGAAAUAUCUGGACAUGCAGUCGUUAUGUCGUUGCGCACAAGUCAAUAAACACUUCAGCCGACUCGCAUCCGACGCAAUACUCUAUCGAUGUAUCGAUCUGCGUCCUUAUUGGCACUGUGUACGAUCUCAGGUACUCUUAACAUUGUCGAUGAGGUGCAAAUUUCUUCAAAAAUUAGACCUAUCCUGGUGCGGUAGUCAUUGUAUGAUACAGCCCCAGUACGUAGUCAAUUUUUUGAGAGACAGUGGUGCUGAGUUAACACACUUACGAAUGAACUGCUGUAAAUUCGUUGACAAUUCAGUGCUAAGAGCUAUAGUUGACACAUCGUCUAAUUUACAAGAACUUUGCCUCCGGUCAGUGAUAAGCUGUACAGAAUGGUCGUGUUUAUCGUCUCUGACAAAGUUGAAAAGGUUGGAUCUGUACAGAACUCAUAUAACUACUUCGGCAGCAGUCGCUAUCGUCUGGUCUAACCCGGCAUUACAACAUCUUAAUGUUGGUUCCUGUAAAAUGAUAUCAGCGAUGGAUGAAGUAGCGAUUGCUUUGGGUGCCAAUUGUCCAGAUUUGAUGUCGGUGGACUUUUGGAAGUCGUAUUCGUUGACGGCAGUCGGCAUCCGAGCGUUAGGGAAUUGUAGGAAUUUACAGGAAUUAGACGUCGGUUGGUGCUUACAAGCCGGCGGUUCGGGUGAGUGGCUGGCUUCACUGUCAGGGGGAGAACUACGCAAGCUGUUCCUCGGAGCGUUGAGAGGUGUCUGCGAUAGAGAUCUCCGCGUGCUGUUACCGAAGGCGACUAAGUUGGCUCAGCUUGACCUGCUAGGAGUUCGUGCUGUUACUCCUGAUAUAUGCUCUGACAUACUUGCAGAAUGCAGGGAACUCAGGUUGCUUGAUGUGAGUUUCUGUGACCAAAUUCAAGAAUAUCAGGUAAACGAAUGGAGAAGACAGUACCCCCAAGUUAGUAUCAAACGAUCCUUCCAAGCUGCUAACCUCAACACUGCACCAAACGCAUUGUUCCUAGUUCCAAGCUUGGAAUAACAAAUUAUAUUUCAUGAUAUAAAACUAUAUCAGCUAUACUCACCAUAUUAAACACUAGCAAAGCCUAAUCCAAUCACAGAAGGAGUAGAGACAGCAUAACAGCUUUGACAUUUAAUUGACAUUGGCCUUGUAUAAUCUGUGGCAUUUUGGCUUCGUGAUUUAAAUGUUAGCGAAGUUAAAGUUAAACUGUAGCAAGUGGAAUUUUAUUAUAUUAUAAAUAAAGAUAUAUAAAAUCAAGAACGGUCUGUAAUGGUUAAUAUAGCAGAGCUAUAACUAAAACCAUAAAUUUAAAUCUAAUAGUCUAUGAUACGUUUUUCCGAUUCCUCGUGUAAAAUUCUCUCGACUGAUGUCUCGACGAUUUUCAUCAAUAACAAAACGGGGAUCAAAAAAAGUGAAUUAAAGUCAAUAUUAAUUAACAGUGUUGGCCCGUGAUUUACUGAGACAACCCAUUUGCGAUUUAUCAAUGUACAUAUUAUCUAACAUAAAAGCUUUGUCAUCAUUAAAUAACAGAUAAGGGUAUAUAUUUCUGAUAUCGUAUCUCGUACUAUACGUAACAGCCUGUGAAUGUCCCACUGGGACACUUUGGAGAGAAGGUUUGAAGGUUAUUCCGCCAUGCUACUCGAAAACGGGUUGGUGGAAUACUUAUGUGGCAGAAUUUCAGUGAAAUGAACACACAUGAGACAUGCAGGUUUCCUGUUGUUUUCCUCCACCGUAAAGCACGAGAUAAAUUAUAAUUACAAAUUAAGCACGUGAAAAUUGAGUGGUGCUUGCCCGGGUUUGAACCCACGAUCAUCGGUUAAGAUUCACGAGUUCGUACCACUGGGUCAUCUCGGCUAACAAUCUUUAUAAGGUUUUAUUAUCUUUACUCCUUCUUAGAUUGGAAUAGGCUACAGAUUAUAUACAAGCAUGACAAUUACACGCUACAAUUACAAUUUAAAUGUUAUUGUCAGUAACGGUCAAUGAAAUUUAUAUGCAUUUUCUAUUUGAUUGCUAAUGCAUUUAAUGCAAUGUAAAUACGAUAUCUAUCAUUUAAAUAUAUAACAAUAUUUUCUCAUAUUGAUAUAAUAUAAGUGAUUGUACUACUUAAUGGCCUAAUAAAUACAACCGUCUAAACAAACUUUGAGUUGACCACUCGGGCAUAUGUAUUAAGGCAUUGUCCACGUGCAUAUCUAUCGAAAUUUCAACUUUAUUGUUUAAGACAUAAGAUUCAAUUUUAAUAAAUAAGUGUUUCUGUAUAAAUACUUUUUCGAUAUUAAGAAAAGAAAAUAAUAUACUAAACGUUUGCCUAUUACAAAAUAUAAUGUUUCAACUUUAACGUAUUAUUUCUUUAAGUAUUUUUUAAAAAUAGAAUUUAUAAUUCCUGAUCUUGAUAAAAGAAACAAGAUGACGUCAGUAUGUCAAGAAAAUGUCGAUUAUACAUUUUUUUUUUUAUAGAAUAGGAAGGCGGACGAGCAUAUGGGCCACCUGAUGGUAAGUGGUCACCAACGCUCUUAGACAUUGGCAUUGUAAGAAAUAUCAACCAUCGCUUACAUAUCCAAUGCGCCACCAACCUGGGGAACUAAGAUUUUAUGUCCCUUGUGCCUGUAAUUACACUGGCUCACUCA
Messenger RNA from Nymphalis io (European peacock), 3577 nucleotides. It is a transcript of the gene Fbxl4, whose product is annotated as F-box/LRR-repeat protein 4. Gene Ontology annotation, molecular function: protein binding. Bases 132 to 1973 code for a protein of 613 amino acids. Gene Ontology annotation, biological process: SCF-dependent proteasomal ubiquitin-dependent protein catabolic process. NCBI's taxonomy places the organism in Eukaryota, Metazoa, Arthropoda, Insecta, Lepidoptera, Nymphalidae. The record is from RefSeq and is a predicted model, not a curated record. Gene Ontology annotation, cellular component: SCF ubiquitin ligase complex. The transcript is spliced from 13 exons.